Ceratitis capitata (Mediterranean fruit fly) is the source of this 762-nucleotide messenger RNA. RefSeq lists its product as uncharacterized. Gene Ontology annotation, molecular function: nucleic acid binding. NCBI's taxonomy places the organism in Eukaryota, Metazoa, Arthropoda, Insecta, Diptera, Tephritidae. The transcript has a single exon. The record is from RefSeq and is a predicted model, not a curated record. The coding region runs from base 1 to 762 and encodes 253 amino acids. Gene Ontology annotation, biological process: DNA integration.
AUGGCAGCCUUACCUCCAGAACGCACAGAGCUAACCAGACCAUUCGCAAACACGGGCAUCGAUUUCACCGGCCCGUUCGACAUUCGUAACUUUACCGGACGAGCCUGCCUAAUUACUAAAGGCUACGUCUGCGUCUUCGUAUGUGUAUAUGCAACAAAUGCUAUCCACUUAGAAGCCACAAGCGAUUUGUCUACCUCAACCUUCAUAGCCGCCUUGAAUCGAUUCGUAGCUCGGCUUGGAUGCCCACGCAAUAUAUAUUCCGAGAAUGGCACGAAUUUCGUGGGGGCUAACAAAAUGAUAAAGCAGGAUUUUGAGAACUUCGUCAAAUCGGCAUCCCAUCUGGCUAUUCAAUCCUUCGCCCACCAGGAGUUGAGCUGGUACUUCAUACCUCCCGGUGCACCCCAUAUGGGAGGAAUAUGGGAAGCCGGAGUAAAAAGUUUCAAAACACAUUUCAGGAAGGUAUCAGAGUCAAUGCGAUUCACGAUGGAGGAGUUUUCAACCCUGUUAGCCAAAAUCGAAGCUUGUCUAAACUCAAGACCGAUUAGCCCGCUUUCAGACGACCCCGACACAUUGGAACCACUCACCCCAGGACACUUUUUGGUCGGAAGCCCGCUACUCGCAAAGGCUGAACCGGAGACAGUCGGCAACCCGAUAUCGAUCGUCAACCGCUGGCAGAAGAUAAAAGCAAUUCACCAAGGACUCUGUCGGCGUUGGAAAGCAGAAUACCUUAAAGAAUUGCAGAAACGCGAGUACAAUACGUGA